AUGCCCGCCCCAUGGCGCCGCGGGGUGUACGAAAAGGUGGAAUCUGUUGUAGUGGAAAGGAACGGUGUCCAGUAUGAGAGGGAGUUGGCGGGAGAAGAGCCUACGGCCACUGUGAACGCAAAACGCGACGAGCCAAGUCCUACAGACGCAGACUACGACAGCGAUUCUGAUGAAGACGACUACCCUGAGAAGCCGAACAUGACAGCUAUGACAACAGCAUCUCUUACAGUACCGACAGGAACUCCAGCUCUUCUGAUUACCAUGACUCUCAGUGACGAGCCACAAGCCACACCUGCCUUCGCCGACAAUGACCCUACCGAGACCAUCGUGAUCGCUAUGCCACCACCGCCUCGACCUCAUCAUGAUCGCCCUAUUUCCCAGACGACUGAGCACUUGCUCAUUGCUGCCGGCUCCAUUGGUGCGACUAUCAUCAUCGUCAUGGUAGUUCUUGCCAUGUACACCAUGCGCAAGCGAGGUCUUACUUUCAAGGACGUACUCCAACAGGGCAAGCAGCAACUUCGCCGCGGAUCCCCACCACCACCGCCAUCAAGAUACGGCCUGGACAAGAAGAACUUUGACGAUGAAUACACAUAUGGCAUGAACGACUCGUUCAAUGCUCCUCAACCCACGGUUGCGCCUAAGCGAUCUUCUUCACUCUCUUCGCAGAAACGGCUUCAACCUCUCGGGCGGAGUGACAGCUUCAAUCAGCCUCCGACUAGGGAUGGCACCCAGAGCUUCUACGAUGACACACCAUCAAUUUCGAACUCACAUCGUCGCAAUGAUAGCGCAACACCAUCAUCACCUGUUCUGCCCAUAGAGGGGCAACGACGAAGUGCGUCAACUCGCAACACAAGAUCAUUGGACGGUGACGAGGAAUCGUUGCGGUUCCCCGACCCUUCGCAGGAGCAAUCCAGAAACCUCCCGCCUCCUCCAACAUUCCGCCAGUUCCUCUCGAACAGACCUUCCAUAUCUCAACGACCCGGUUUCGGUGGUGCUUCUGCGGCUGCUGCAGGAGGUGGUUUUGCAAGUAGGUUCAGCUGGACAAACUCGCAGGCCCCUCAAACCCCACAUGAUCCCUCUCGCGACACUGCCACUCAGCCACUUGGUCGUGAUAGCUUCAUGACAUCCCGCUCUUCCGUUCCACGUUUCCGCACAGUAGACUCUUGGGUGAACCAGCAAUCCAACCGCGUCGAAGAACAACGCCUCAAGCAGCAGUUCCGCAUGACGCAGUCCACCACUUACUCUGAUGAUGAGGUGCCUGAAAUGCCCGCACUACCAUCCGGCGUGCCCAAGAACGCGAGCGGCAUAACUAGACAACCCAGCGCUGCAGGCUUGAGCCGCAACGGCAGCAAGAGCGGUCUGGUAGGAAGGGACAUUAAGCACCAGAGGCACGAUACACAGACUACGGCUCCUAUCUUCAAGGCACACCCAGGCACUGAAGUGCGCUUCAGCACACGCAGCGCUGUACCUUCUGAGAUCCUGGAUAGGGGACGAGACAAUUUCGCGCUAUAA
Molecule: messenger RNA, 1512 nt
Organism: Alternaria burnsii
Lineage: Eukaryota; Fungi; Ascomycota; Dothideomycetes; Pleosporales; Pleosporaceae
Exons: 3
Coding region: 1-1512 (503 amino acids)
Source: RefSeq, a predicted model, not a curated record